This is a messenger RNA of Xyrauchen texanus (razorback sucker), 2102 nucleotides long. RefSeq names its product ras-GEF domain-containing family member 1B-B. Gene Ontology annotation, cellular component: plasma membrane. The transcript has 14 exons. Bases 273 to 1706 code for a protein of 477 amino acids. Gene Ontology annotation, biological process: Ras protein signal transduction; positive regulation of GTPase activity. The record is from RefSeq and is a predicted model, not a curated record. NCBI's taxonomy places the organism in Eukaryota, Metazoa, Chordata, Actinopteri, Cypriniformes, Catostomidae. Gene Ontology annotation, molecular function: guanyl-nucleotide exchange factor activity.
UUGAAGGAAUUUGAGAUUCGUAUCUUCUCAUGUUCACAGUCUGGAUUAUUACAAAAACAAUGGGGACGAGCGAUCAUAACAAAGUACCAGUUAGCGCAACGUUAGCCAUGAAUUGAUUAUUUACUUCGCGCGACACAGAAAAUUAGAUAUCGGCGGUCAUUCAUUGUAAAAGAAAGCAACUUGAUCUGGGGCGUUUUCAAGGAUUUUUGUUGGACUUCCUCGGAUAUCGCAGUCAUUAAUUUUCUUUUCAUUUUGUCAUUUUAAUUUUGUGGAUGAACAUGCCACAGACAACUCCAUAUUCAGGCAAAUUCAGUCCUAGCACUUACAGCACCAGCCAUAGUCACCGGCAGCCAGUGGAGGAAAACUAUGGAGGGUUGCACUAUCGUGAUAACAAGCUUGUGUCAGGAUCUCUGGAAGCCCUAAUACAGCUCUUGGUCCCUACUGUGGACUAUUACCCUGACAGAUCUUAUGUUUUCACCUUUCUACUGAGCUCUCGUCUCUUCCUGCAUCCGUUUGAAUUAAUGUCCCAUGUCUGUUACCUGAGUGUGGACCAUCAUAGAGUUGGUGACCCACAGACAGAUAAGAAAAGAAUACGGGAAAUGGCACCGAAAAUCGUGCAGCUGCUCACAGAAUGGACAGAGACCUUUCCGUACGACUUCAGGGAUGAGCGUAUGAUGCGCAGCUUGAAAGAAAUGACCCAUCGUCUUGCCUUUGGAGAUGAGCUCUCACGGAGGGCCAUGCAGAGACUCAUUCAGCGUCUCUUACGCAAGCUGACCACCCUCGGACAGUACGAAGAGUCGCUGGCGACAACCAGGGCCGCCACUGCCUUAGAGAGACCAGUCGUCUUGAAGUCCAAGCAGCAGUUAGUGCGCAGAGAUGAGUGUGUUCUGAAUCUGUGCGAUGAUCCAUUCGUCUUUGCCCAGCAACUCACACACAUUGAGAUGGAGAGACUCCUAUAUAUUGGCCCUGAAGAAUUUGUUCGAGCGUUUGCACAGAAGAGACCCUCGGACAACCAUAAAAGUUUCUUUAGCAAAAGGAAAGCGAGUAACCUGGAGGCUUAUGUUGAAUGGUUCAACAGACUAAGUUACCUGGUAGCCACAGAAAUUUGCAUGCCUGUAAAGAAGAAACACAGAGCAAGAGUGUUGGAGUUCUUUAUCGACGUGGCACAGGAAUGCUUCAACAUUGGCAACUUCAACUCCCUGAUGGCCAUUAUUACUGGGAUGAACAUGAACCCUGUUUCCAGACUGAAGAAAACCUGGAACAAAGUCAACAUGGACAAGUUUGACAUCCUGGUGCACCAAAUGGACCCAUCUAGCAAUUUCUAUAACUACCGAACUGCAUUGCGUGGAGCCACUCAGAGGUCUAGUACAGCACACACAAGCCAAGAAAUGAUUGUUAUCCCAUUCUUCAGCCUGUUCAUUAAAGACCUCUACUUUCUGAAUGAAGGAUGUGUCAACAGAUUACCUAAUGGCCACAUAAAUUUUGAGAAAUUUUGGGAGCUGGCCAAGCAAGUGAGUGAGUUUCUGUCCUGGAGGCAGGUGAUUUGUCCUUUUGAGAGAGACCGAAAAACACUGCAGUAUCUCAUCAGUGCUCCAGUAUUCAGUGAGGAUGAGCUUCAGCUGGCUUCAUAUGAGAGUGAAGGUCCGGAAAACAACCUGGAGAGAGACACCCGCCGGUCGCUCAGGUCGUCUCUCAGUAGAAUGUAAGUGGCGAUUUUGGGAUUAAGUCCUUUCACAAGGACUGAUGGCACUGAAGACUUUGAAGGACUUUUGUGAUCUGUGAUUUACAUUGCUGAAUUUGAGGCUGGAUUCUCAUUGUGACAGUAACAUUAUGCUAAUGAAAACAUAUUCAUCUCAUGUACCUCAGAAACCUUAAUGAAAUGUGUUAUCAUGCUUUAAAAUCUCCUGGGUGUAUUAAGAGCAUGUCGCUGGCUGACCUGUUCUGUAAUAUUUUUUGCAAUUAUUUUUUGCUCUCGGUAAAUGGUAAUAAUAGUUUUUGUGUACUAAACAUAUUUGUUACAAUAUUCAAAGAUAUUUUUAUGUUUAUCAAAGUUUCAUGUGGUAACCGUGUACAUGUUUCCCUAUAAAGAAUCUCUGAAUUAA